Messenger RNA from Centropristis striata (black sea bass), 1479 nucleotides. Its product is annotated as NADPH oxidase organizer 1-like. The coding region runs from base 1 to 1479 and encodes 492 amino acids. Gene Ontology annotation, molecular function: phosphatidylinositol binding; protein binding; superoxide-generating NADPH oxidase activator activity. The transcript has 8 exons. NCBI's taxonomy places the organism in Eukaryota, Metazoa, Chordata, Actinopteri, Perciformes, Serranidae. The record is from RefSeq and is a predicted model, not a curated record. Gene Ontology annotation, biological process: superoxide anion generation.
AUGGCAGGAGAACAACGCUUUGCAAUCAGUGCUCGACUUAUCGGAGCCGUCCACAGGGACACACCAAAACUAAAGAUGUUCAUGAUAUCUGUCUUAUGGUCUGAUGAGACUGAAGUUAUUGUCUACAGGUCCUUCCAAGAUUUCAAGAAAUUCCAUAGGGAGCUGAAAAAGAGGUUUCCUCACAUGAACCCUUUGAAGAAAAAGGACAGAGUGAUCCCCAAAUUUAAUGGGCAGGCCAGGAGGAGCAGCCUCCAGCAGAAAGGAUCCAAGCGAUCCAUCCAACGCAUGAAGUUCCUGGAGAGCUACUGCGACAAGCUGCUAAAGUGCGAGCAAACUGUGACUCAGAGCUCACAGGUCACACAGUUCUUCAUGCCCAAAGACCAGGACCUGCAGCCAGACUUCACCAAGAACAGCGUCAUGAUCCUGCUGUCUGAUGAUCUGCCCGAUGGCUCAGGAGGAGGGGAUGUGACCCGCCUGCAGGGGAGCGGCAUCACUCACCCGUUUGUCACCCAGACUUACCGCUGCGUGGCUGCUUACGAGACAAAGGACACCAAGAAUCGUCCGUUUAAGGUCGCUGUGGACGAGAAGCUGGACGUGCUGAUCAAAGAUCCUGCAGGUUGGUGGCUGGUGGAGAACGAGAAUAACGUUUUGGCUUGGUUUCCUGCUCCCUACCUGGAGUUAUGUGAAGGAGAGGACGAUGAGGACGCUGGAUUCCAGCUUGCAGGUGCCCUGUACUGUGCCGUGAGGAGUUUCUCCUCUAAGAAGGAGGACGAGGUGUCUGUGCCCAUCGGCUCUGUGGUGGAGGUGCUGAGGAAGUCUGACAACGGCUGGUGGCUCAUCAGAUUCAAUGGCAAGGGAGGUUACGUCCCCUCCAUGAACCUCCAGCCGUACAACAACCCGCGAGCGGGCCUUUUCAGCCUGCAGAGGAAGCUGCACAGCUCCACUCUGAACCUGGCAACCAGCAGGGACCCUCAGGCUUCUCAUCCAACCAGCAUCAACCAAGACAUUUCAGCAGCUCAGUCCAGAGGAGAGCCCAGUGUGCCCGGGCGUCUCCACAAGGCCCGCUCUCUAGACAUCCUCUCUGAGACCUGGUCCCAGACACAGGUGGAGAGGGAGGCCUCAGCCUCAGACGGCCGCGCACGCAGCAUGAGCAACACGAGCACCGAGAGCUUCUCCGGCUUCUCCACAGGCAGCGAAUCCUCCUCCAGCUUAAGAGAGAGUCCUGCAGCCUCGCCCCAGCCCAGUGUCAGCGGGAGCCCUGAUCUCAGCCUCUCCGACCGCCGCGACUCCAACAUCAGCUCUGACAGCUCUGGAUCUGUCAGCUCCAAAGGCAGUGAGACCACCUCAAUCGCUCCCAGAGUGCCCCCCAGACCCAGAACAGAGGAGAUCCUGACCCGCUGCACCACCAUGACCCGCAAGGCAGCCCUGGCCACCAAGACCCGGCUUCAGGUUCAGCCAGAGUCCAGCCACAGCCGCUAA